Hevea brasiliensis (rubber tree) is the source of this 865-nucleotide messenger RNA. RefSeq lists its product as uncharacterized. The coding region runs from base 153 to 737 and encodes 194 amino acids. Gene Ontology annotation, cellular component: chloroplast stroma; chloroplast thylakoid membrane. The transcript has 3 exons. Lineage: Eukaryota; Viridiplantae; Streptophyta; Magnoliopsida; Malpighiales; Euphorbiaceae. The record is from RefSeq and is a predicted model, not a curated record.
UGGUCUUCGUAGCUGGAAAGUGGAACCUCAGGUCAAGGGCUUUUUCCUACCUCAGAAAACUGGAAAGUCUUAUCCAUUUGCCAUCCCACCAAAUCCCUAGUUUCACUGUUCCUCUUCUAUCCUCUGCCCUAAGAAGUUUCGACUUGCGAGCUAUGGCGUGUGCAAUGAGCCAACUCCUAUGCCCAACUCGUGCGUCUUCCCACUUGCAAUUCUCUCCUGCUCUUCCCUUUUCCCGCCCAUUCCUAAUAACCACCGGUGGGGAUAAAAACCACCUCCCUAGGCUUGUUGAAUUUUACUGUCACCAGAAUCUGACGGUAGUCGCCAAAUCCUCGCCGGAAAAUGACGGCAUUGUAGCUGCCGACAAUGACAAUGAAGAUGGCGUCUCUUUGGGAACCUUGAAAUUGCCUUCGAAUACUGACCUUGACAGAUUUGAGAGCUUGCUUUUCCAGUGGGCAAACAGUCUUUGCCAAGGAGCUAAUCUGCCACUUCCAGUGCCAUUGAAGAUAGAUAAAAUACCAGGCGGAGCUAGGUUGGGUUUCAUUACAAUUGGAGAUGGUAAGACAGAGGUCCUAGUGUACAUUGAUUGCUUGGUUUUCCCAGCAACUGGUGGUUCAGGUCCUAUUUUCCGAGCCAUAAGAAAUGGACCCUUAAGAGAUAAAUCACCUCCUGGUGAGCCUAGAAUCAUGAGAAGUCUUCUGCAAGCCCUCCAGAAGUCCGUUGAAAUUGCUAGAGUUUGAAAUAUUUUGUUACGUGAGAUGUAAAAAAUCUGCAGUUUAUUCUGUUCUUAUUUAGUUUAGUGAAAUGAGAAUUAAAUAGCUUGUCAAUAACAAAGCUUAGUUCAUGUGCAAUGUAUAGUUUAUUGGGU